AUGGCUAUUUCGCAAUUCGAAAAUUUUAAACAAGACUUUGGGCACGUAACCGUUCGUGAAGGGGCCCACAUGUUUUAUUGGUUGUUCCAUACAACUGCAAAUGUAGCAAAUCAUACGGAACGACCACUCAUAGUAUGGCUACAAGGUGGUCCUGGAGGUUCUUCCACCGGAAUUGGUAAUUUCGAAAUACUUGGACCUUUAGAUCUAUCGCUUCAAGAAAGAAAUUAUACUUGGGUGAAGAAUUUCAAUGUUCUCUUUAUUGACAAUCCCGUGGGCACGGGGUUCAGUUACGUGGACGAUUUGAAAUAUUUGACAACGACUAAUGAUGAAAUAGCUUUGGAUUUCGUCGAACUGAUGCGAGGGUUCUAUCGAGCUAAUCCAGAGUUUGAAAGAGUUCCACUUUACAUUUACGGACAGUCGUACGGAGGGAAAAUGGCAAUUGACAUGGGUAUCCGAAUGCAUGAGGCGGAAUUAGCCGGUUCAAUUAGGUCAAAUUUGCGUGGAAUCGCUAUGGGUAACGCAUGGAUCUCACCAGUCGACGCCACUCUAACUUGGGGACCUCUGCUCCUUGCGGCCGGCCUCGUUGAUCAAGCAGGAUAUGAGGACAUACAAAGAAAUGCUCGCGAAGCAGAACGUCUUUUUAAUGAAAAUCAGUUCUACGAAUCUACAAGGCAAUGGGCGGCCACACAACAAGCCGUGUUCAGAAGAACGACAAGGGUCGAUUUUUAUAAUAUACUGACUAAAAUGGAAGUCGCUUUGCCGGAUACGUUUCAAAGCUCUUAUGAAUUUGCAAGAGAUAUGAUGAUUCGUGACAGACAAUACAAGUCGCCUCGUAGUCAAGAGUGGGACCUCUACGAGCUAAUGAAUACCAAAGUUAAAGAUUGGUUGAAGAUUGACAGAAAUAUCACAUGGAGCUCCCUAUCAAAUUCGGUGUUCGAUUACUUAAGAGGAGACUUUAUGAAGCCGGUUACUGAUGGCGUUGAAAAACUCCUAAACGAAACAGAUAUAAUUAUCACUAAAUACAACGGUAACCUUGACCUAAUCUGUGAUACUCCAGGCCAAAUUUUAUGGGUUGAUCGGCUCAAGUGGCCGGGAGCUGAAGGGUACAGGAACGCACCUCGACUGCCUAUCUGGGAGAACGAUCGGCUAGAAGGCUACUACAAGUCCUACGGCAAUUUCAGAUUUUUCUGGAUAAAUAUGGCUGGACAUAGCGUUCCACGGGACAACCCAGAAGGAAGCAAUGCCUUUCUUCGUGACAUGACUUCGUUUGGUUGA
Molecule: messenger RNA, 1275 nt
Organism: Nymphalis io (European peacock)
Lineage: Eukaryota; Metazoa; Arthropoda; Insecta; Lepidoptera; Nymphalidae
Product: retinoid-inducible serine carboxypeptidase-like
Exons: 9
Coding region: 1-1275 (424 amino acids)
Biological process (GO): proteolysis
Molecular function (GO): serine-type carboxypeptidase activity
Source: RefSeq, a predicted model, not a curated record